Rhodotorula toruloides NP11 is the source of this 948-nucleotide messenger RNA. Its product is annotated as protein of bacterial rhodopsin family. The coding region runs from base 1 to 948 and encodes 315 amino acids. Gene Ontology annotation, cellular component: endoplasmic reticulum; plasma membrane. Gene Ontology annotation, biological process: monoatomic ion transport. The transcript is spliced from 5 exons. The record is from RefSeq and is a predicted model, not a curated record. Gene Ontology annotation, molecular function: monoatomic ion channel activity. NCBI's taxonomy places the organism in Eukaryota, Fungi, Basidiomycota, Microbotryomycetes, Sporidiobolales, Sporidiobolaceae.
AUGCCUUUCUAUAUCAAAAAUGCCGACAUCGACAUCACUACCCAUGGCAGCGACUGGCUCUGGGCCGUCUUUUCUGUCAUGCUCCUCAGCGCCAUCGGCAUACUCGUCUGGGGCCACGUUGCCAGGCCGCUGGGCGAGCGAGCUUUCCACGAGCUCGCCGCAGCCCUCUGCUUCACCGCCUCGAUCGCCUACUUUGCGAUGGCCUCCGACCUUGGAGACGUCCCUAUCGUCGUUGAAUUCAUCCGUGGUGGUUCACUCGGCCAGAACUGGGUACAGGUUGGCGUCGAGAACCCUACGCGCGCGAUCUGGUACGCCCGUUACAUCGACUGGACGAUCACGACCCCGAUGCUCCUCCUCGAACUCUUGCUCUGCACGGGUCUACCCCUCUCCCAGGUCUUCUCCGUCAUCUUUGCCGACCUCCUCAUGAUUGAGACGGGUCUCAUCGGCGCCCUCGUUGCCUCCCGCUACAAGUGGGGAUUUUACGCAUUCGGCUGCGCGGCCCAGCUUUACAUUUGGUGGAUGCUCCUCGUCCCCGGUCGUCGCUCGGCGCAGCACAUCGGAUCCGACUUUGCCAAGAGUUACACCAUGUCGAACAUCUUCCUCACCACCGUCUGGCUCGUCUACCCCGUGAUCUGGGGUGUCGCCGACGGGGGCAACGUAAUUACCCCGGACUCCGAAAUGAUCGCGUACGGCGUCCUCGACCUCCUCGCCAAGCCCGUCUUCUCCGUCAUCCACCUUAUGUCCCUCUCGAAGCUCGACUAUGCUCGCCUCGGCAUGUCUUCCGGCAAGGUCUCCGACGGUGCCCACCAGACCCUCCUCAACGAGAAGAUGGGCCCGAACUCGGUUGGAGCGACGCCCCGUCCGUCGACCACCGUCGGUUCGCCUACCGCGACUACGCACGGCGACGGUGCCGGCUUCCACCAGCACGGGGCUGCUGCCGCCGUCUAA